This is a messenger RNA of Musa acuminata AAA Group (dessert banana), 3701 nucleotides long. Its product is annotated as tobamovirus multiplication protein 3-like. The record is from RefSeq and is a predicted model, not a curated record. Lineage: Eukaryota; Viridiplantae; Streptophyta; Magnoliopsida; Zingiberales; Musaceae. The transcript has 8 exons. The coding region runs from base 2873 to 3109 and encodes 78 amino acids.
UCCGCCUUCGGGUCUCGAGUACCCGGGGAGCGACCGCCGGGACGUUCGGAUCCCGGCGGAGAAUAUUCCAUGGCGACGUCGCUGCCGGCGCACGCGCUGGGAGACGUGUUGGAUUGGUGAGAGGAGGUGAACAACUCUACCCUGUGGCAGGAUCGCAUCUUCCACGCCCUCGCCGCCCUCUUCGGACUUGUUUCCGCUGUCGCUCUCGUAAUGUUCCUUUCCAAUAUAUGCAAAAAUCGUGAUCCGAUUUAUUUUAUUCCUCUCUGAUGAACGAUCAUUUUCGUCUGCCACGGAAUCGGUUUGUCCAUGAUAGAUGCAUGGUUCAAGAAUUUGGUACCUCUGGCUAACGAUUCUUGGGGAUAGGUAUAGGUUAUGAUGGAGCCGAGAAAUUUAGCGAAUUAUAGGAUAGGUAUAUGUAUAUAAUAUGUUACUUUUGUUGUGAUUCUUUGGUUCAGGUAUUAAUAUAAAAUUUGAACAACCAAUGCAAAUCGGUAAGGAGAUGCUUCGUGAAAUCUGGCUGCACGUCGAAUUAUUGUAUGCUAUUAGUUUCACUCUUUGGUUAAUUGAAAUAAUCUAGUACACAGAUACAAUUGGUUAGAACCGAGUUCAGAGUGCCAGAGUUUGGUUGGACGAUACAGGUCUUUCAUUUCUUGAAUUUCCUGGUGAAUGGAGGUAAGGAUCUAGCUUUACUGAUGUUAUACACUCUGGUACAAUGUGACGAGGACUCAAAGAGGUGUUUACAUCUGCUUUUUCUGGCAAACGUGGUUCUUAUCUUCUGCAGUCAGAUCACUUGUCUUCAUUUUUCUUCGGGGCGUCCAACAAAUAAAGCCUGAGGUUUGACUCUCUUAUUUUUUUGUUCUCCAUAGGUAUUGAGUCGUUCUUACAGUAGCUUAUCUUACAGAUCGCCCAACAUAUUCUUCUCGAUUUGCCUGGUCUUGCAUUCUUCACUACCUAUGCACUUUUGGUACUGUUUUGGGCUGAAAUAUAUUACCAUAUUUAUUUUUAGCUUUUCUGUGUUGUUUUAUUUUGGUCAUGGUUCAUAUGAAUGUUCAGCCAGUUUAUUUUCACUAAAAUGGAAUGUCAUGCAGACACAUUUGAUAUCUACUGAUGGCCUUAUACCAUGUUUCUAUACAAUUAAUGCAAUGGUUUAUGCUAUCCAGGUAAUGACAUGGUUAAUUGUAUGUUGGACAAGUAGCAUAAGUAUCAUUCUUGUGUCAAUCCUCUUUUAUCUUAUUACAAGUUGAACUUCCAACAAUUAUUCUGCACUCAGCUGUUUUUUAAAUUAUUAGCUGGUGUUCAGAAUGUGAAAGAAUGAUUUCUACUGGCUUUUUCAGUUUUUGGAAAACUAAUCUGUAUAAGAUGAUUUGCAAAUGAAAUUUUGUUUCCUCAAAAUUAGAUGUGUGCAACAAGUAUGUUGUGUGUGACUAAUUGGUUCUUGGUUAAGCUAAUAUAUGAUGUAGAUGUAUUAUCAUUCUUAUUCAAGUUUUCUUUCCGCUACCAUGUGGCCAUCUAGAGUGCAAUAUUUCAGAGUUAAAUAAGUCUAUAAUAAGAUUCAAUAGAGUCUUGUGACCAGCUAUCAAUUUGACAUUCACCUACUGUACAAGGCCAAUACAAGCCUUGCACCAGGCUAUACCGCUACCUUUCAGGUGCAGCUACUCAACUAGUCGUUGGGAGCGACUGUGGGGCUCUGUAAACUACCCCCACAAGCCUCAUUCUCCUCCCCCCCCCCUUCUCUCUCUCUCUCAUUUUCUUUCUAGUCUCUCUUAGACUCAAUUCUGUCUUAAAUCCCUUCCAAAUUCAUUGAAGAUCAUUAGGGGAGUUUGAUUUCCAUGAGAAGAAGAUGAACUCAAGAUCUAGACCAUUUUCCCUUCACAUCAAGGUGAAUCCAAGCCUUAUUUGUAAGUUAAUAUCAUGCAAUUAGGUUUAGGUUUAUGUUUAUUCUUGCAUGCCUAGGCUAAAUUUCAAAGAUUAGAUCUAAUUUAGAGCUUGAUGUAAUAUCUAAAUUUUGGUUGAUUUAUGUUAAAUGAUCUAACUUUGUAGUUUAAUUGUACAUGCCAAGAAGAAUCCCAAAAUAGGAUUAGAAAGUUUUCUUUUUCAGACUUCUGAAAGUUAGUAUAUACCAGCACUGAUACAAGGUAUAGUACUAGCCAGACCCAUACCAGUUCGGGCCCUGAAAUUAACAACACUGGAUAGCAAAACUUCCAUCUUAGCGUUCACUUUUAGUUACCCUCAUCAUUCAUCAUUUUUUGUGCAUUAAUAUGAACAUAUAUCUUAUGCAAAUUUUAGCACCAUAUGGUAAUUCUUUCUCAAUUUAUUACAUAUUAUUUGUAAAACGUCAUAGGAGGUCGUUGUACUACCUGUAACGGAAGUGCUACGUAAUUGUAACAAGGUUUUGUGAAUCCCAUCUUUUAGUAUGCAUAAUUAGUUUUCUUUUCAAGAUUCAUUUUUUGAAUUAAAAAUGGAAAUUUUAUCAGGCUUUUGUCCCUUUUUUGCCCCCAAGUAAAAUUUUUUUUCUAACUUUUGAACUUGUUCUCAUGGAAGAUGAUAAAGUUCUUGUUAGAUGGGUCUAAGAGGCUAGAAUGAAUUCUUUGUAGUCAUAUCUUAUUUUACAUUUCUACACUUUGCACUUUGGUUGCUCUUAUGGUGGAAGCCCAUCCAAGCGAUAGUUAUCCUAUCCAAGAUCUUCUUUGCAGGUUUUAUUACCGAAUAUAUGGAUUUUAUUUUGUUGUUUAUGAAUUCGAUGAAAUGAACUAUAUAUUUAUAUAUUUUUACAGGUGUUUCUUUGUUUGUUGCCAUUGGAUUUCUUUUAUAUGGAGGGAGGCUCUUCUUCAUGCUGAAACUCUUCCCUGUUGAAUCAAAAGGGUGAUGGAAAAUGUUACAAGAGGUUGGCUAUGUUACCACUGUCUGUUUCUUAUGUUUCAUGUCACGAUGUAUUAUGGUGUGGUUCAAUGCCUUUGAUAAGGCUGCAGACAUUGAUGUUCUAAACCAUCCAAUUCUGAACUUCAUAUUCUACUUGCUUGCUGAAAUUAUUCCUUCAUCCCUAGUCCUUUUCAUUCUAAGAAAACUGCCACCUAAGCGGAAGAUUACUCAAUACCACCCACUCCACUGAUCCAGGAAUUAUGUGCCUUUAUCCAUUUUGAGUUCCCCGUAAGAAACAUAGAUUGUUUUGCAAAGUUAAUGUUCCAUCAUUCUAAUCUGCAACAAGGGGUUCAGAAAAGCUGCAACUAUCACGGUUUGUCAUGGGCUUGCAAUUUGCUCCUGAGAGGCUGUUGAUCAUUGGGAAUAUUAUCAAGAUGAUCAAAGCAAUACACAUGCAGAUAAUUCAUUCGAGUUACCUUUCUGAGUGAGACGCAUGAUGUCAAACCGGAUUGGACACUGUGAUCAAACCGAUUUAUAUCGUCUGGUAUUUAGAACCCAUGAUCAAAAUUAUAGUGCAAUGAACAUUAUAAUAUAAAGAGAGAGUAUUCACAUACCGUCUGUAGUUGGAACAAAGUGCAGGAUUCAUCUGGAGAGCUGUUCGACCAGAGCUUGGGCAAAUCAAAUGUGCUCGAGAUUGGACGAUCUCAGCCGUCAAAUGUCACCCGCGAAAUGCUCCAAAGUUUCUCAUCUCACCCACAGCAGCGAACGCUCCACGUAGCGCUAAGGAAACCUCCCGAGCGGUUCCAGCACAAAAGGCAAUAGGAUCAGCUGCUGCUCGUCUU